AUGCCGUCGAUGGGAUCUCGUAAGAGAGUAAAGCCCAGCCCCCCCGGCGCGGACUCCAAGUCCCCUACAGCAAUCAAGGAACAGGGGGAGCACUGCGGUGAGUCUUGUUGGUAUCCUGCUGUCUGGCCGGCAGUCUCCAGAGCAUCCAAGGCGGCUCCUGUUACCGAGGUUGCCCGUGAGAGCAUCUCCGCCGCUCAAAACUUAGCACCCCGACUCACUUCCCGCUCAACUCCUCAGCUUGAUUCCCCUAGACCAUUUCGAAAUCCCUCCCUCCAGCUUACUCGGAAGGUCGGCGCAUCCAGCAGGUCUCUUCCCGCCGAUGCUGCGACAACGAAGAUAAACAUAGCUUCUGAUGGCACUACAUUCACCCCUGAAGAGGAUGCUAAGUCGUGCCCGGCUGGCAUAACAACGCAACCGACCGAGGAAGAAGUAUCGAAAGACCAAGAGACAGUGAUAGCUACGGAUGACGCCCAUAAGGGCCAAUUGAGUGCUGCUCCCGAGUCUACUACAGAUGAUAACCGGCAGAGUGCGGACGCAAACCCAACGUCGACUGUCCAAACGGGUGGAUGGUUUUCAUGGUUCUAUGCCCCGUCAACGACCGAGAAUCCUGCCCCAAAAGAUCCGGUGCCAGAUCCGGUGCCAGACCCAGUGCCAGUGCUCAGUGCACCAGAGCCCACUGAAGAAUCGCCCGCGAAACCCCCUGUAUUGAAAGACGAAGAGCAGGCAACCUCGGAGGAUCAGGGGCAAAGGGAGCCAGAUAGACCGGAGCAGGAUAAGCCUGAUGAAGCGCAUGAUAAUUCGCAGAACACUCUAAAACGUUCUUGGCUUCAAAUGUGGUACGGUGCAUCAACAAAAGGGCCAGAAGAGCCUGCAAGCAAGCCUCCAGAUGAAGUGGAUAAGCCAACCACGCAAGACGUGCAGACGGAACCUGCACCAACUCAAGACCAAGAUACGCAAGGGGCAAGCAGUCCCGCUACGAUACCCCCUGUGAAGGACCCGAGGCCCUCUGGAUGGUCAUUCUGGUUCAAGGAGUCUUCGAAGGGUCCUGAUAAAGAGGGCCCGCAAGAUUCUCAGGUGGCUAGCGCCUCUAUCUUGCCAGAUGCCUCUUUGAAGAAAGCUACCAUUGAAGCCGAACCGGAAUCAGAAGCAAGGGCUGAGAUUGCGAAAAAGGGAAGCGUGAAGCUUAAGAAUAACAAGAGCAGCUCUGCAUUACCUGAUAAAACCACAUUACGUCCAGAAGCAGGCCUCAAUGACCUGGUACCGGGACCGUCUGAAGCCGCGGCCUCAAAGCAAUUGCGAAAAGUCUUGCCCAAUCAGGUUUUACCAAGGUUUCACGAGACAUUUGCUAUGCAAGAAAAGCCCAGUCUGUUGCAGACAAUAGGACGAUACUUCCACUAUGGUAAAGAGUCGAACAGCAGACACGUCCAUAUGGUCAAGGAUACACCCCCUAUCAAAAGGGCAUUGGCCAUCGGGAUACAUGGGUAUUUCCCUGCACCGUUAAUCCGGAGUGUCCUCGGCCAACCGACAGGCACCUCAAUUCGAUUCUCGAACAUGGCAGCGGAAGCCAUAAAUACCUGGGCUGACGACCAUGGCUACAAAUGCGACAUCGAAAAAAUUGCCCUGGAAGGCGAGGGGCGUAUAGCUGAGCGUGUCGACCUGCUGUGGAAAUUAUUACUCAAUUGGAUGGAGGAGAUCAGAAAGGCUGAUUUCAUUCUGGUGGCUUGCCAUAGUCAGGGUGUCCCUGUUGCGAUCAUGCUGGUCGCCAAGUUGAUAUCCUUCGGCUGUCUCAAUGCAGCGCGUGUGGGCGUCUGUGCUAUGGCAGGUGUCAACCUGGGUCCUUUCGCAGACUUCAGAUCUCGCUGGAUCAGUGGCUCAGCCGGAGAGCUCUUCGAGUUCGCCUUGCCUUACAGCCAAGUCUCAAAGGAUUAUGAAUCAGCGCUGAGAACCUGUCUCGACUUUGGCAUUCGGAUAUCAUACAUUGGAAGCAUUGAUGAUCAGCUAGUUUCUCUUGAGUCGUCCCUUUUCGCACCCGUAACCCAUCCAUACAUCUACCGCGCAGCCUUCGUCGAUGGCAGAGUUCACGCCCCAAGCUUUCUCUCUCACCUAGUCGGCUUCGUCCUCAAGCUUCGCAACCUAGGCAUCCCAGACCACGGUCUCAUCCGCGAGCUCAGCUCCCCCCUCGCAGGCAGUCUAUAUAGUGGAGAGGGGCACUCCCGUCUCUAUGAUGACCCAUCCGUAUACCGUCUGGCCAUCGAAUUCGCACUCGAAACAUCCACCAUCCACAGCGCCAAUCUGCACAUCAAACGCACCCAACCAGCCCCCGCAAACCCGUACAUCCUCCCUUUCGCGAUGCGCGGUAUUCUCGAAGAGGAAUACGUCCGCCGCGAACUUUACGAUGAGACAAUGGAACUCCUACGCCAAUUCGACGACUGGAAGCCAACAAGCAAGGUGCUCAAGGAUGUCAAAUUCCGAUUAGAGGGCAUACGGUCGAAACUUUGA
This is a messenger RNA of Aspergillus welwitschiae, 2499 nucleotides long. RefSeq lists its product as uncharacterized. The coding region runs from base 1 to 2499 and encodes 832 amino acids. Lineage: Eukaryota; Fungi; Ascomycota; Eurotiomycetes; Eurotiales; Aspergillaceae. The transcript has 6 exons. The record is from RefSeq and is a predicted model, not a curated record.